This is a messenger RNA of Rhineura floridana, 517 nucleotides long. RefSeq names its product ribosomal protein L36a (gene RPL36A). Gene Ontology annotation, biological process: translation. The transcript is spliced from 5 exons. NCBI's taxonomy places the organism in Eukaryota, Metazoa, Chordata, Lepidosauria, Squamata, Rhineuridae. Gene Ontology annotation, cellular component: ribosome; cytosolic large ribosomal subunit. The coding region runs from base 145 to 465 and encodes 106 amino acids. The record is from RefSeq and is a predicted model, not a curated record. Gene Ontology annotation, molecular function: structural constituent of ribosome.
CGGGCACGGCUCUCUUAUGUUGUUCUCCUCUGGACGAGCGUGACGCUCUAGCCUUUUGGCUUCUUGGUGUUUUUUCUCCUGAGUACCGGCGACUUCCGCUUUCUGGCUGGGGCUCUUUCUCUGGACGACGUUGUUGCUGGCAAGAUGGUGAAUGUCCCCAAAACCCGCAGGACUUACUGCAAGAAAUGUGGAAAGCACCAGCCCCACAAAGUAACCCAGUAUAAGAAGGGCAAAGAAUCUUUGUACGCUCAGGGAAAGCGUCGAUAUGAUCGCAAGCAGAGUGGCUAUGGUGGUCAGACAAAGCCUAUCUUCCGCAAAAAGGCAAAGACCACAAAGAAGAUUGUGCUGAGGCUGGAGUGUGUGGAGCCCAAUUGCAGGUCAAAAAGGAUGCUGGCCAUUAAGAGGUGCAAGCACUUUGAGCUGGGAGGAGACAAGAAGAGAAAGGGCCAGGUUAUCCAGUUCUAGGCAUUCAUCUUGUUAUUUGGCACGAAACCCAUUAAAGUCCUGUUGAAACACA